Molecule: messenger RNA, 1158 nt
Organism: Ruditapes philippinarum (Manila clam)
Lineage: Eukaryota; Metazoa; Mollusca; Bivalvia; Venerida; Veneridae
Product: interferon-induced protein 44-like
Exons: 6
Coding region: 74-949 (291 amino acids)
Source: RefSeq, a predicted model, not a curated record
CAGUGAUCAUUUAUUUGUAGGACACAACCCUGUUAGGAUAGAAACAGACUAAGUGUUUACAGAUAUUAUAAUAAUGGGCGGGAAGUUAACAGAUAAUGAUAUGGACCAACUGGAGCAAUGGAUAGGUACAGGUCCUAAAACAUUUAAACUUCUCUACACCAUUACAAGAGAUGGGUGCGACUCUACAACGUUCCACCAGAAAUGUGACAAUCAGGGACCUACAGUCACAGUGUUGUAUAACCCACAAGGAUCGGUGUAUGGUGGUUAUGUACAAGUAAGCUGGAAUAGUAGUGGCAGUUGGUAUGACGACACUUCCGCCUUUAUUUAUCAGCUACGAUUUAAUGGGAAUGAAAAACCUACUAAAUUUCCGAUAAAAUCUGGAAACUCUCAGCAUGCUCUAUACUGUGAUUCAUCUUACGGUCCAAUUUUUGGUAAUGGUAAUGACAUAUAUACUUUCCAAGGCACAGUAAACAGCUCAGGUACCUACUUUGCUCUCAAUGGUCACUUGAAUGUUGGAAAUUGCUACGACAAUCAAGGUAUUACUGCAGAUCAGAUUAACAAUGGAAACAUGAACGUCACGGAGUUAGAAGUUUAUAACGUCGAAGAUGAGAAGAGGUCAAAACCUAUCAAGCAGGAGAACUUGAAACCAUGGCGAAAGACUAAAAGAUGGAAUGAACAGUUUUUAAAUAAGCUUACUGAGGAUAUUGUAUCAUUCAAACCAAUACCGGACUUGAAAGUGACAGAUGCCCGGAUUUUGAUCAUUGGUCCAGUUGGCGCAGGAAAAUCGAGCUUUUUCAACACUAUCAAUUCGAUAUUUCGAGGUCGAAUUUCACAGAAGGCGCGUAGUGGUAGCGCAGAACAAAGCCUUACGACUGCUUACACCCCAUACAAGGUAAAGGUCAAAUCGGGGACGCCACUGAACUUCCGGUUAUGUGACACACGUGGUUAAGAAGAGUCCCAGGGUCUCGGUGUAUUCGACUGUAACUAUUUGCUGGAUGGUAACAUACAAAAUUAUUAUCAGUUUCAUCCAGCCAUACAGAUAACGCCAAAAACACCUGGUUUCAAUGCAAGUCCUACCGCAAAUGACGUCAUACACUGUGCAGUAUUCGUUUUGGAUGCCAGCACACUGGAGAUCUUGACACCAAAAAUCUUAGAAAA